UCCUCGCUCGGAAAUCUCGUUUCCUCGUUUCCUUGCGUCUCGGGCAAAGGACGCUCGCGGGAGAAGACGUGGACGCAAACGCCCUUUGGAUAAGAGUCCAAUGCGGUUUAAAAGCAGAGGAGGGUUUCUGCCGCAACGUCAUGAAGGCAAUAAUGCAGCCGUCCUCCGUGCUGCUGCUCUUAUGGUUGAGCUGCGUGUCUCCUCUGGAGGGCACCAAGCCCAACUUCGUCCUGAUCAUGGUGGAUGACCUGGGGAUCGGAGACCUAGGCUGCUAUGGCAACACAACUCUGAGAACUCCCAAUAUUGACCAGCUGGCACAGGAGGGUGUGAAGCUGACCCACCACAUCGCCGCAGCGAGCCUCUGCACCCCCAGCAGGGCGGCGUUUCUCACAGGGAGAUACCCGAUACGAUCAGGUGUGGCCGGUUAUCACAGACCCGGAGUCUUUUUAUUUAACGCAGCCUCUGGAGGUCUUCCCAGCCAUGAGAUCACCUUUGCUAAUAUUGCAAAACAACAGGGCUAUAAGACCGCUCUGAUUGGAAAGUGGCACCUCGGACUGAACUGUGAGAGCAGUGAGGACCACUGCCACCACCCCAGCGUCCACGGCUUCGACUACUUCUUCGGCAUCCCCUUGACCAACCUGCGAGACUGCCGGUCUGGCCACGGCACCGUCUUCCAGUUCCAUAAAUACAUCCCAUACCGGGCGCUGGCCGCUGUCCUGGUCGCUGCCGGGUCGCUCUGCCACGUUGGCGCCAUCAACCCUCGCGGAGGGCGGGUCCUGGGCCUGCUGGGUCUGGCGGCACUGGUCACGGGUCUGGCGGUGGGAUUCGUGGCUCUGAUGCCGUACCUCAACUGCGUACUCAUGAGGAACCACCUGGUUGUCGAGCAGCCAUUCGCGUCCGAGAACCUGACCCAGAGGACGACUCGCGAGGCCGUGGACUUCUUGGAGAGGAACUCUGCAGGGCCUCUCCUCCUGUUCUUCUCUUUCAUCCAAGUGCACACAGCCAUGUUUGCGUCGGCGGCCUUCAGAGGGACGAGCCGUCACGGCAUCUACGGAGAUGCCGUCCACGAAGUGGACUGGAGCGUAGGUGAGAUCAUGAAGACUCUGGACCGACUCCAGCUGAGAGAAACCACUCUGGUUUACCUGACAUCAGACCAGGGCGCCCACGUGGAGGAAAUCUCAGCCACGGGCGAGGUCAACAGAGGGUGGAAUGGAAUAUAUAAAGCAGGGAAGUCCACAAAUUGGGAGGGAGGGAUCCGGGUGCCGGGGAUCCUGCGCUGGCCGGGAAACAUCCCCAGUGGCAGAGAGGUGGACGAGCCCACCAGCAACAUGGACCUGUUCCCCACGUUGGUGCGGCUGAGCGGAGCCUCAGUCCCAGUGGACCGGGAAAUAGAUGGCCGCGACCUCGUGGAUUUGCUUCAGGGCCGAGUUGAAAGGCCGACCCAUGAAUUUCUGUUCCACUAUUGCAACAUCUAUUUGAACGCGGUCCGAUGGCAUCCCCAAAACAGUAGCUCCGUGUGGAAAGCCUUCUACUUCACGCCAAACUUCUACCCGGAGAACGAGACGGCCUGUUUCCACACGCACACCUGCUUCUGCUCCAAGGGCUACGUGACCUACCACGACCCUCCGCUGCUCUUCGACCUCACGCGGGACCCGUCGGAGAGCACGCCGCUGACCCCCGACAAGGAGCCGGCCUUUCACUCUGUCCUGGCCGCGAUGGAGGCGGCCGUGGAGCAGCAUCGGCGGUCUGUGGAGCCCGUGGAGAGCCAGAUGUCGUGGUGGAACCUGAUGUGGAAGCCCUGGCUGCAGCCCUGCUGCUCCACGCUGGCACAGCUCUGUCAGUGUGAGCGAGAUGAAGAGCGUGGAGACGAUUAAUAAUGCACAGCUGACUCCAAAGACCACGUUUGAGUCGCAACCGGGUCAGCGAGUGUCAUGUUCUACUGAAGAGGAGUGAAGGAGUGUCAUUAGGCGUUAAAUCAAUUUCUUUUGAAAUAAUUUUGUGCAAGCAAUAUAUUGUAAAUAUACAAACUGUUUCAGACACGUAUGAACUGAUGAUAAAUACUGUAAACUGUAAUAAAAAAUGAUUUCAUCAGGAUGAUA
This is a messenger RNA of Gasterosteus aculeatus aculeatus (three-spined stickleback), 2099 nucleotides long. It is a transcript of the gene sts, whose product is annotated as steroid sulfatase (microsomal), isozyme S. Lineage: Eukaryota; Metazoa; Chordata; Actinopteri; Perciformes; Gasterosteidae. Gene Ontology annotation, molecular function: arylsulfatase activity. The record is from RefSeq and is a predicted model, not a curated record.